UCGAUUUCAUUGAAAUUUUGUCCAUGGAUCCAGAGAAAUGUGUCACAGACCGGCAGCAGAUCACAGCAAGAACCUUUACUUGGGUCUCCACUUGGGCGUCGAGCGUCUGGAGGCUAUAUUAUUAGAUGCCGAAUUGCAGGUGACAUUUACGGCUGUGGUGCGAUAUGAUGUAGAUCUGCCGGAAUAUGAAACUAUAUUAGGAGUCAGCAAGGAUGCAAAACCCGACGAAUUUCAAGUGAAUACUGUGAUGUAUGUCAAGGCAUUGGAUGUUCUUCUCAACUGUCUGGCAUCACAGGGUGCCAAUCUGCACAGGGUGGUUACUAUCGGAGGUGCAGCCCAUCAUUACGGAACCGUUUUCUGGACGGACACAGGCUUUCGUCGCCUCUGUGGCCUGAAUCCGUUGAGUCGCCUCCACGAACAACUUAACAACGCUGCCUUUGAGCAGGUCUCGACUCCCAGCUGGGUGGUGAGAUCCUCCAUAAAGCAGUGCUACGAAAUGGAGGACGAUGUGGGAGGGGCCAUGACAAUGGUCAAAAUCACGGGAUCCAAGUGCUUUGGAAGAUUGACGGGUCCACAGAUACGCAAGCUCUACGAGGAGUUUCCGGAGCAAUAUGAACGCACAGUUCGCAUUUCUCUGAUGAGUAGCUUCCUGUCAUCGAUACUUGUGGGCAGCAUCGGCUCGAUUGAUUACUCUGAUGGCUCGGGAAUGAAUCUUCUGGAUAUUGAGAGCAAGAACUGGUCCAAGCAUUGUCUAGCUGCGUGUGCUCCGAACUUAAAGCAGCGUCUUAUGAAUCCCAUUGCCACGAAUCGACUUCAGGGACGCAUUGCCGAUUAUUUUGUGAAACGCUGGAACUUUCGUUCCGAUUGUAUGGUGGUCAGUGCCACUGGAAGCGGUCCAUCCACGAUUUCCGGCUUGAAUCUUCAGCAAAAUGUUCUGGUCUUAUUGUUAUCGACAACGGAUAAACUCCUGAUGAGCUACAAAGGACGACCCCAGUUGGACGAUGGAUUUGUCAAAAUUCAUCCAACAAAUCCCGAUGAAUUUAUUGGAUUAGUUGUAUUCCGCAACGGAUCUAAAGUGCGAGAAUCCAUCUGUAAUGAGAUUGCCCAUGGCAACUGGACACUUUUCAAUGAAAAACUCUCCGCAACUCCAAUGGGAAAUGGAGGAAAUAUUGAGGUGCGUUUCGAUGAAAUGGAGUAUACUCCUGAGGCCAAGGGCACGCUCCGUUGGGACAAUCACAUCGAUGAAAUGUCCAUGGAGGCUAAAGGCAGGCAACAAUUUGAAGAUAUUGAAACCGAAGCUCGCGCUGUCAUCGAGGGUCAAAUAAUGCAUCGACGUGUGGUUGCCAUCGAUGCUGGUUUUAAAAUUCAACCAGACACCAAAAUUAUUGCCCUGGGAAAUGAUUCGAAUAAUCAGCAAAUUGUGCAAAUUGUCGCCGAUGUCUUUAAUGCACCCGUAUAUACCCAUGAUGGUCCCCACGUAACCCUCAUGGGUGCAGCCUAUCGGGCCCGUUAUGCUUUCUAUGAAUACCGUGAGGCCAAUUGCAAUUGCCAACAGUGUAAGAUUCGUCGGGGAAGAGAGCCAAAACGGACUUACGCCGAAUUCUUCAAGCAUCUGCCCGAUAAACUCAAACUCUCCGCAGAGCCCACGCCCGGCUGUGAGGUCGUCUAUAAUCCUCUGAUUGAUCGUUGUCGGAAUAUGUGUCGCCUUUUGGCAGCCGGCACAAAUAUCGAUGAUAGUCGCAUUAGAUACGAAUAAAAAUCGUAUUUUUCUUCCCUUAAA
Molecule: messenger RNA, 1780 nt
Organism: Drosophila innubila
Lineage: Eukaryota; Metazoa; Arthropoda; Insecta; Diptera; Drosophilidae
Product: xylulose kinase
Biological process (GO): xylulose metabolic process; D-xylose metabolic process
Cellular component (GO): cytosol
Molecular function (GO): D-xylulokinase activity
Source: RefSeq, a predicted model, not a curated record